AUGGAAAUGUGUAACACACUACCCUGUCCAGAUGAGACACUGGCACUCAGUCGUCAAGGACGAUCGGAAGAAAUCGGAGAACUGAAAGUGCAAAUGCUCCAAGCCCAAGCGGCUCGUUGUGUCAAACUGGUGGGAGCAGUGGGGGAAGCUUUGGUGGCCAUUUCCUGUGUGUUUGCGGCACUCGCAGCAACCGCUAUGGCUAUCAGUGUUCAUCUAUUGGUAUAA
This is a messenger RNA of Echinostoma caproni, 225 nucleotides long. The record is from the annotation of a GenBank genome assembly. NCBI's taxonomy places the organism in Eukaryota, Metazoa, Platyhelminthes, Trematoda, Plagiorchiida, Echinostomatidae.